CGUCAGUUGAACUCGGUAGUGGGAGCGGCUGGCGCGCAGUUUUAUUUCGGUCGAGAGUGUUUGCCGGGGAGUAAGUAAGCAGGCAAGGAGUCAGGCAGGCAGGCAGGGGUACCAUAACCGGUUACCAGGCCUCAGUAAAAAAAAAAAACAAUGGAGGACAGUUACACGGUGCAUCGUCGCCGCAAAGCGGCGGCAAGAAGACGCGAAAAGACGCCGGAUCCUCCGCGUCGGGAGGAAGAAUCCGGCGAGGAUGAUACCGUGGCUAGGGCGAAGAUGGAGAGGAUGGCUGAAGACACGGAAAACAUGGCUCUUCGGGUCGACGAUCAGCCACCGGCGAGCGACGUCAGGGUCGAAAAGGUGCGUCGAAAAGGGGCUGGGAAUGGUACCGGAAAUCAGCCGGAACCCGAAGCAGCGGAAGCCGGGAUCGAAACCGAGUUAAAACCAUCCAAUGCGAACGAUGCAUCCGACGCGGUGAAGAAAAUGGUCAAAAAGUCCGUCACAGAGAGCGACGGAAGCGAGCCAGCUAAAUUUAGCCACGUUUCAGAGAGCACUGUGCGGCCACGUGACGAGACUGACGUACCAACGCCGCGGAACGAUACCGAGGAUAUUCGAAACGCCGUUGUUGACACCGCGCCAAAACGUCAUCCGGAUGAAAAGAUGGCGGCGGCGAUAAACGAAGGCGCCGAUUUUCAUCCCAAAAAACGGUCCCGCGACAGAUCGGCGCAGAGCAAACAGAUUCCCUUGACCGACUCCAGCGAGGAUCAGGACGAGGGAAUGAGGUCCUUGCGUAGGAAAAAGUCACCCGAGGGUCUCAGGGCCAAGACUCGUUCUCGACAUACGGCGCCUCCAGCUGACACUGAUGAAGAUCAGACCACCUCGAAUGCGGAAUCGAAGGUGAAGUUGAACCGCGAUAAGAGACGAACCAGCAGGCACAGGUAUUCGACAGGUACCGAGGACGAGUCCGGGACCAGGAAAGGCGAUUCUGGAGCGAUUACGAAAGGGGUUCAGAAGGUUUCUGUGGAGCUGGAUAACGAACCAAAGGCGAAAGUGCGGGAGAAAAGGUCCCUGAGUCGACAUCGGUACCCAAGCGAAUCGGAAGAGGAGGUCGGGAUCAGGAAGAGCGAGACCUUCCCCCAGAGGUCGGCCGACAAGCAGAUUAUACGGAGGUCGGCAUCCGAGAUGAAGAAGCAGAUCAUUCCGCUGAAAGAUGACAGUCUCAUAGAGGACUUCGCCAAGGCGCAAGAGGAGUAUUUGAAACGAGAACGCGGAAUUCUUGAUCAUGACGACAUGGACGAUGACCGGAAGUAUGCAGCUGACAGAACGGAUCCUACGACAUUGAGGAAACGUAAACUUGGCGUCCUCCAUUCGGACCACGAUGAAGCGUUUAAGAUGAAGGAGAAAGAGCAUGGAAUGAAAGGCGAGGUAAAGAAGUCCUGGUUCUCCUGGUUCCCAUUCUCCCGAAAAGAGAAAGAGAAACAAAAAGUCGACGAUCCUCCUACGGAUGAUUUGACUCCACGGAAAGUAACUGUGAAAAAAGUUUCUUUUCUGGAAGUCUUGAAGGCCGUGCGUGAUAUCGUGACCGAAUUCAAGGCCUACGUUGAUCAAAAUCCGAGGGAGAUCGAGGCCUUGAAGAAGCUAAGGAACUCCUGCAUCGGCGAGUUCAUCGUCAUCGUAAUUUACUGCGGCCUCGGGGCGUUCGCAUUCAGAUUCACCGAGGGAGCUUUCGAGACGUUCUACAAAUGCGGUGUGAAACGUGUGAAGAGGGACUUUCUUGACAACCUCUGGAACUAUAGCCACAAUAUGAGAGAGGAAGACUGGAAGAGCAUGGCACGGAGGAAACUUAUGGAGUUCGAGGAGCAGCUGCACAGCGCUCACGAGGCUGGGGUCCAUUCUUACAGUGGUCAGAAGAACUGGACAUUUUUGAACGCCCUCGCCUUCUGCAUCUCCGUUAUUACAACCGUCGGUUACGGAGACAUCGCGCCGAAGACUCAGGCAGGAAAGGCGAUAACGAUAGUCUACGCCAUAUUUGGUAUUCCGAUGUUCUUGAUAAUACUCGCUGAUUUCGGCAAGCUCUUCACUCGAGGUAUGAAGUUCCUAUGGGCCUUCGUACGGAGGGUCUACUACACCGGAAGCUGCCGUAAAGUUAGAAGAACAGGACCUGUUCAGGAGGUAAUGAAAGGGGUGCAGCUGGUGUACGACUUCGCGACCUUCAGAAGACCGUCGCAGAUGAACCCGGAAGAGGUUGAGGAGAUCCAGAGACAGCAGACGCAGACGAUACUGAAUUUGGACGGGAACUUGCCGCAGCCGGAAACUCCGGGCACACCGGCGAUGUCGAACUUUGUAAUCGAUGAUGAGUUCAAUCUUCCGAUAUCAGUCGCUAUCUCCAUUCUACUCGGUUACAUUUUCGUCGGUGCAACUGUCUACCAAAUUUCCGAAGGAUGGGGAUUCUUUGAGAGCUUUUACUUCGUCUUCAUAUCCAUGAGCACCAUCGGCUUCGGCGACUACGUACCUCAGAAUUCACUGGUCAAGAUGUUGUCGCUUGUCUACCUGUUCUUCGGCCUUGCUUUAACAUCUAUGUGUAUCAACGUUGUGCAGGUGAUGCUCUCAGACUCCUUUAAAAAAGCAAGUCAGAAAAUAGGCGCCUCGAUCGGAUUCGAAGUUGCGGCAACUGACGGUGCCGAGGGUGCGGUGGUGGAGGUUUUGGGUGAGGAUGAUCCGGUUGGUGAAGUACAAGUUACGGUCAAAGAGUUCGAGAGCCAAGAAGAGAUUGCCGCUCCUAAGGCGAAACCGGAAGUCGUCGACUUGUAGGCUGCGUUAGAGUUCCUAAAAAUGACGGUAAUGAGAAAGAAAAUUGGAAGUAAUAGACGUAGUAAAAUAAGGAAAGAGAAAUAUCGAAUUUAACGAUAACGAAGCAAAUUAAAACAGUUGAAUAUAAAGUUACACAAAAUGUCGCCAAUUGCUGCCGUAAAACGAACGAUAUUUAAUUACCAUACGUUUCGACGCUAAUCUUGCCACAUAUUACAUUACAUACGCAUUAUUAUACCUAAGCAUUACAUACGUUUAUCUAUAAUAAAAAUCUGAUUGUUGCCAUGAUAAUAAUAAUAAUAAUAAACGAACGUGGCUAAUGGAUUGGCUUAUCGAGGAUUUAUUUUUCGAUGUCAGAUUAGGCACGUAUUUCCAUAC
Messenger RNA from Neodiprion virginianus, 3183 nucleotides. RefSeq lists its product as uncharacterized. The record is from RefSeq and is a predicted model, not a curated record. Bases 151 to 2808 code for a protein of 885 amino acids. Gene Ontology annotation, molecular function: potassium ion leak channel activity. Lineage: Eukaryota; Metazoa; Arthropoda; Insecta; Hymenoptera; Diprionidae. Gene Ontology annotation, cellular component: membrane. Gene Ontology annotation, biological process: stabilization of membrane potential; potassium ion transmembrane transport. The transcript is spliced from 5 exons.